This is a messenger RNA of Nicotiana attenuata, 3012 nucleotides long. RefSeq names its product BTB/POZ domain-containing protein At1g63850. The coding region runs from base 214 to 2130 and encodes 638 amino acids. The transcript has 2 exons. Gene Ontology annotation, molecular function: protein binding. The record is from RefSeq and is a predicted model, not a curated record. Lineage: Eukaryota; Viridiplantae; Streptophyta; Magnoliopsida; Solanales; Solanaceae.
CUAUCUCCAGUGAAUGCUCAUUUCAAGCUUUCAUUGCUAUCUUUCUGUGUCUUUUUUCUCACUUCAUAAUCAACAACAAAUAUAUUAUAUAAAAAUCUUGUAUCAACCGCUACUCUUAUUACUCAAUUCUUGAUUUCUUGUCCAUAUGUGUUAUUUGAAUGCUAUGUAUUUUAGGCCCUAAAGGACAACAAGUGAACCACACCACACCACUAUAUGGCAACUACUACUACACAUGUCAAAUUCCAAACCCAACACAUUAAACCCAAACGUCGUCGUUGCCGUGAGACCACCAUUACUUCUUCCUCCUCUUCUGAUUCUUCGCCUACCACCUGUUCGACACAAUGUCUGAACGAAACUCGUAAGCUUGAUACACCUACUAUUGUUUCUCCUGAAAACUCAUGGUGUUGUCCUGCUUCUAAAUCUACUGUCACACCCCCUCCACCCUCGCCGCCGUCAUCCAUCUCCGCUUCCUCCUCGCCUUCAAAUCUCAAGAUCUCAUAUUCGCCAACUACAUUUCCUAAAGUUAUGGAAUCUCUCGGCAGUACAGCAACAGCCACCUUUUACGGUAGUGGAGGAGGUACUCCUAUCCCAAACAACAACACCCACGAAGCAUUUCCGUCAUCUUUCAGCAAAUUCAACUCUGCACUCACAGCUGGGCUUUUAAACCCUAUGUCACCGCCACCUUCUAUGGACAACAAGACUCGUUCAAGCCCGACCCUUUUCGAAAUGAUGGCAAAUGAACCCGAAUGUAUUCCAAGAUCAACAAUCAACAAUGCACCCAUUUCGAAUGGGGGCUUAAAUCAGAAGCUUUCUACUUCCCUUAUGCCACAAGACAAACAGGCCUUAAUGCAACAGCGACUUUUGGAUCUUUUAUCCUGUAGGAGCCCGGGGAAUCAGUUUAAUGAUUCGGGUUCGAGUGAUGUGAAGUUAACACUGAGUUCUAAGGAUGGUUUCAGUGUUGCUAUGAAUGUUCAUAGGCAGAUCUUGGUGGCUCAUAGUAGGUUUUUUGCUGUAAAGUUGUCUGAGAAAUGGGUAAAGCAACAGAGAAAUUCGGGUCCUUACAUUGUUGAGAUUGCAGAUUGUGAUGAUAUUGAAGUGUAUAUUGAGACCUUGAGAUUAAUGUAUUGCAAGGAUUUGAGGAAAAAGCUCAUGAAAGAAGAUGUUCCCAAAGUCCUUGGAAUCUUAAAGGUUUCAGCGGCAAUUGGGUUUGAUGCGGGGGUGUUGUCGUGCCUGGAGUACUUGGAGGCUGCUCCUUGGGCUGAGGAUGAAGAAGAAAAGGUAGCUUCACUACUGUCUGAGCUUCGUCUUGAAGGGGUAGGUGCUGGGGAAGUUUUAAGGAGGGUAUCUCUUGAUGUUACAUCAGGGACAGAGAGUGCAAAUGGGAAUGAGGAAGUACUUCUCAAGUUAUUGCAUGUGGUUCUUGAAGGGAAGGAUGAGAAGGCGAGGCGAGAGAUGAAAGGCUUAGUAUCCAAAAUGUUGCAUGAGAAUUCAUCUCAUAACGACUUGAGAAAGGAGUCACUGUAUUCAGCUUGCAAUGCAUGUCUGCAAUUGCUUCGCCACCAGUUUUUACGGGCAGCAGACGCAGACAUGGCGGAUGUGGGUCAGAUUGCACGACAGGCUGAUAAUCUGCAUUGGAUUUUGGAUAUCUUGAUUGAUAGACAGAUAGCUGAAGAUUUUUUGAGGACUUGGGCUUCUCAGUCUGAAUUAUCUGCGGCACAUCCUAAGGUGCCUGCACUUCAUAGGUAUGAGGUUAGUAGGGUCACGGCUAGACUGUUUGUUGGAAUUGGUAAAGGGCAAUUACUCGCUUCCAAGGAUGCUAGGUGCUCUCUUUUGCAGACAUGGUUAGUGCCAUUCUAUGAGGAUUUUGGAUGGAUGAGGAGGGCAUCAAGAGGUCUUGACCGGCAUUUAAUUGAAGAUGGUCUCAGUAAUACUAUUCUGACCCUACCAAUGGCAUUGCAGCAAGAAAUUUUAACGUCUUGGUUUGAUCGGUUUUUAAACUCCGGUGAUGACUGCCCGAAUAUCCAGAGAGGAUUUGAGAUUUGGUGGAGAAGGGCUUUCUGGAGGCGAAAUGGCGAGCCUGAACGGCCUCGUCAAAUGCGUGUCAUGACUGCAACAAUUGAGAACUCUUGAGACUUAACCAGUGAAGAGAAGAAGGGCCACGUCCUCUCUAUGGUUGUCUUGUUCCAACUCUUGCUAUUCUGUAGCCCUCAUCUUAUACCAAUUCUUUUUUUCCUUCUUCCUUUGAAGCAAGUAGCACAUUUUGAUACUGCAGAGUCAAACUUAUGGAGAUGAUCAUGAUCCCAGGUUUAAUCUGGGAGAAAGCAGGCACUUUUUUUCUGUUUAGGUGUCAUGUGAUAUGAAUAUAGUUUCUUUCUAAUCCCAUGUAGAGCUCUCUCGUCUGUGACUAAAUUUCCUGAAUUAGUGGUUUUAAGUUCACAAAGAGUCAUCCCACUUAAAAGUUGUGCAAUAUCCUGAAUGCUAAAUUCUGUUACUGGGAUGAUUCAUAUAUUCAGUAUAUCAAGACAUGGAUAACUAAUUUGAGCAAGCUAACGAAGUUGAGGUAAUUUGGGAGAUAAUGGUGAUUGUCACUGCUUAUGAGGCGACAUUGAUACUGGUUUUGUGGUGGCAAUGCCAAGGGUGCAGCAAGAUGGUGAAUUGCUUAUUGUCUUAGAUUUUCAUGUAUCUUGAGAUCAUCUGCUGGCAAAGUGUGGAAGCAAGACUGAUAGUCAUCGCAUUUCUGGUUGCUAAUGAAAUUCAUUACAUCUAUGCACCUUGUGAGCCAGUCUCUGCUUAGGACUAGAUGUACUGUUUUUCCCUCGCGUGAAUACUGUAGCACGAUAUUCCCUAGUGUGAAUUCUGAAGUUCUUCAAUGUUCUUUCCAUUGUUUCUCAUUCCUUGUUGACCAAAUUUUCUGAAGUUUACCUUGUUGCAUGAUGUUUAACUUUCCAAUUACUAAUUUUGUUUUGCAUGAAUAAUGAGUUUAAUUCUAUGAUGCUGUUCUUCUAUGUACUA